UGAUCGUCAUUUCAUCACCAUGUCUCAAAAAAUCACCACCAAGCAAUGGAUCCUCGAAAACCGGCCCACCGGCGAACCCGUCCUUGACGGCCCCUCGCCGACAUUCAAGCUCGUCACCACGGAACUGCCGCCUCUGGACGACGAUCAAGUCCUCUGUCGCGUCAAGUACUUCUCCAACGACCCCGGCCAGCGCGGCUUCUUCCACUCGACCGUGACCAACGACCGGCUGUACGUCCCGCCCGUGCUACCCGGCACGCCCAUGCGGUCGGGCGUCAUCGCCGAAGUCGUCGAGUCCACCGCCGCCACGAUCCCCAAGGGCCAGCUCGUCAUGACGCUGCACCUGGGCUCCUGGAGCGAGCACCUCAUCCUCAACGCCGCCGACUGCCAGCUCAUCCCCGCCGACGGCGUCGCCGGCCUCCCCAUCACGCAUUUCCUGGGCGCGUUCGGCGGCCCGGGCCUCACGGCCUACUACGGCACGAAGGUGAUCGCGGCCGUGCAACCGGACGACGUGUUUGUUGUGUCGGCGGCGGCGGGCGCCACCGGCUCCAUGGCAGUGCAGAUCGCGGCGAAGCUGAUCGGGUGCAAGCGCGUCAUCGGCAUUGCGGGCAGCGAGGCCAAGUGCGCGUGGGUCAGGAGCCUGGGCGCGCACGAGUGCAUCAACUACAAGAGCGCAACGUUCGCGGCGGACCUGGCGCGCGCGACCGACGGCUACGUCGACGCGUACUUCGACAAUGUCGGCGGCGAGAUUCUGGACUUGAUGCUCACGCGCAUGAAGAAGGAGGGCCGUAUGGCUAUCUGCGGCGCUAUUUCGACGUAUAACUCGACCGAGCCUACGCAGUUGAAGAACUGGUUCGAGAUUGUCUCGAUGCGCUUGAAUAUCCGUGGGUUUAUUCUGCUGGAUUGGGCGCAUAAGCUUACGGAGAUGAUGGAAGAGCUUGUGCAGGCGGCCACGGAGGGGAAGAUUGUGCUUGGCGGGGAGAGUGAGACUGUUGUUGAGGCGGGUAUUGAGGACGUGCCAAGAACGUGGAUGAAGUUGUUUGAGGGCGGGAAUACGGGGAAGCUUAUUACGAAGUUGUCUUGAUUUUGUGAACGAAUGUGUAUGAUUAUUUGCAGUAUAGAAGGUUUCGUAGACUUGGAUACAAAUGUUCACGUCCCGA
Molecule: messenger RNA, 1157 nt
Organism: Aplosporella prunicola CBS 121167
Lineage: Eukaryota; Fungi; Ascomycota; Dothideomycetes; Botryosphaeriales; Aplosporellaceae
Exons: 1
Coding region: 20-1081 (353 amino acids)
Molecular function (GO): oxidoreductase activity, acting on the CH-CH group of donors, NAD or NADP as acceptor
Source: RefSeq, a predicted model, not a curated record